AUGGUUUUGAAGAAAAAAGUGAUCGGUAGUUGGAGAAGGCCAACUAAUGAGUCUCAAAGUAGAGCGAACGCGGAUGGUAAAAAAUCCCCCGGGCACAAGAGCCACACGAAAAUCCACUUGGGACAUCAAAAAUCAAAAGAGCCACAAAUAAAGGCGGUCAAGACACGACUACAAUGCAGAUCAGGACUCAACCUUGCGAUGAAACUAACAGACGAAGAGCAGCCUAAAUUGCAAGUAUGCGGAGUCAAGUCUGAUGGACCAGAGACGAUUUUUUACCUGAUUCCCGUGGGGCUCCGACAAGUGGCGAUUCAACAAGUGGAAACGCAAUGUUACGUCGGGAUGAAUGCUUCAGGGAAACUUUUUCCUGCUGAGACGUAUACCAAUGAGUGCAAAUUCAAAGAAAAUGUUUACGAAAAUUACUGGUGUAUCUACAGCUCUGUGCAGUAUAAGACCGUCAAUCCCGAUAAGCAGAGGCCGUGGCAUAUUGGAAUUAACGAUAGUGGCAGAUCUGUGAGAGGGUCAAAAGCGAAGAAAGACAAGGAAGUCUCUCAUUUUCUUCCUCAACCUAUUGAAGUACACAUGAUGCGGGAACCAUCGCAAGCAGAGCCUCUACUUGGCCCGUCAAGAAGCAGUUCAGAAAUACAACAUUCGAGUACAGAAUUCAACGGCUCGAAGAAUGUUUAA
Oikopleura dioica is the source of this 684-nucleotide messenger RNA. Lineage: Eukaryota; Metazoa; Chordata; Appendicularia; Copelata; Oikopleuridae. The record is from the annotation of a GenBank genome assembly.